Paecilomyces variotii is the source of this 3059-nucleotide messenger RNA. RefSeq names its product mediator of RNA polymerase II transcription subunit 16. The record is from RefSeq and is a predicted model, not a curated record. Gene Ontology annotation, molecular function: protein binding. Gene Ontology annotation, cellular component: mediator complex. The transcript has 10 exons. Bases 90 to 2960 code for a protein of 956 amino acids. Lineage: Eukaryota; Fungi; Ascomycota; Eurotiomycetes; Eurotiales; Thermoascaceae. Gene Ontology annotation, biological process: positive regulation of DNA-templated transcription.
CUGUGAAUUGUACUAGUGAACGACUUUGUGGAAAAAAGAAAAGGACACACUGUAUCUCUUAUCCCUUCUGUUUGCUGCAAAUCUUCAGCAUGCCCAUGAUCAUGGAGGAAGGCAUCGAUGUGGAUGAUCUAUUCGGGGAUCCCUCUUCCCUCGAGUUGGGCCUUUCAUCAACGACAGCGACGAAAGGUCUGGCUCAGCGCUUGGAUGAGAUGCGCCUCGUGGGAUGCUGCCAAAAAGUCGCCUGGUCCAGGCUGGGCUGUAUUGCAUAUAUCUCGCAAGACGGUCUCAGGGUGAAUGUGCGCCAUUUAUACUGCCGGCCCACAGAUGGUAAAUGGACUCUCAGCGAAGAUACGCCUCUCACGGCUGUUACAGAGGCUCACGGGAGUCACCCACUCGCUCAUCUGUCCUGGAACGAAACGGGCUCCGAACUGGCCGUCGUGGAUUCUUCCGGAAGGGUCUCGAUAUACGCUAUAUCGAUUGCCCUCAACAGCAUUUCCGGUCAACGACAGGCAGUCCUUGACGCCGACGAUGAUGGAGGUCAGAUCGUCGGGAUGAUGUGGCUCAAUUUGCAACGAAUCAUUCAUGCUUUCCACCAGGCGGCAAAGCUAAAUGGCCGCUGGGGAUAUUCGCCUUUCCGCCGCCGGCCCAUCGGCCCCUUCCACCCAGUAAACAAGUCAGCACUGGUCUGCAUCACCCGGUCUGCCCAGAUCCGAUUGCUCUAUCAGAAUCCCGACAGUAGAUGGGCAGAAGUCUCAACGGAACUCAAGCACACUGCUCACUCAGACGGGCUCUUAACACACGCUGCCCUGGCGCCGAUUCAAGGCGGCAUUAUCCUGGCGACCCAUUCUGCAUGUCAAAAGAUCUCGGUUUACCGUGUGAAUAUCACAUGGAAUCCUCCGCAAUGGGACCCCAACCAACCCAAGCAAGCAUCCGCUGCAGCCCCUUUUCCAACACCCACCCUUCGCUUCUUGCACAGCAAGAUCGAAACAUCAAGCGGUGUCUUUGACAAAGGUCGUUCAGGACUCGAUCAUUCCGAUGAUCUUUCUCACUCCGCCAACUCACUGUAUUGUCUCACCCGUCUCGAUAUCGUCCCGGGACCGUCCGAGAGCACGGCGGGAAGCGCCUCUGGGCCGUGGAUUAUCGCGGUGUUCUCAAGUCCUGUGCAUGUCAGCGAGGACCAUCACCAGCAGCAACACCACCAGCAACAGCAGCAGGGUGCUUCAAGUAUCAUUGUCAGAUGGCAGCUGGAGACAGCCGCACAGUCGCUCCAUCCCAAGUUUGAUGAGGUGGUAUCUAAGAAGAGCAAUGCCCAGACCAAGCCUCGGAUAGAUCUAAGACGGCUCGAGGACGUCUAUUCAGAUAGAUAUAUCGUAUCUGUAGACCACACGGAAUAUGGUAACGUGCUUUCUGUGACGUACGACGAUAGUUCUAUCGCAUUCUAUGAUCCCAAGACCAUGACCAACUUCAACGGGGUCGAUGACACCAAUACGGUUACCAGCAUGGCUCAGGCCGGAUUCCAUUUCCCUCUCGAUGCGUCAGGUAUUCACAUCAGCUUUUCCCCCAAUGCAUGCUUGGCUGUUGUCCUGGACGCGGACUGGCAGAUGCGCUUUAGGACGAUGGAGCAUUCGUUUGGAGCGGAAGAGGGGCUAUAUGACGAUAGUAAAUUCUCAGCAGCAGUCGCAGCAUUAGCGCUUGCAUUUUGUCGCGGCUGCGGAAGUGAUACAAAUACAGAUGAUAUAGUCAUGAUGCUUCUGCGCCAGUUGACUCCAGACGCCCAAAGCGUAUUCGUCAGUGAAGUCUACCGGGCUCUACCUAUUAACUGCAACUUCACGGUCGAACACGACAAGCUUAUGCAACACCCAUUCAUUCCGCGGUGCUUAAGCGUACAGGCCGCAUUGGGUUUCAAAGAGUACAGUAAACCGCGCACGCUGCCAGCGGCAGUACCAUGGUCAAUCCUUCAUCUGCGCCAUGCCUCUGUACUCUUCGCAUACUUUUUCCAGUAUAAUAAGGGUGCCAGGGAAGCCGAGCCCCAUGAUCCUGAUGUGCUACGGAUGAUCCUGGGAAAUACUAAAUGGGCUUUGGGUUUUGCCAAUUACAUCCUCGACGAACUCUUUGACCUGCAGGAUGAGUUUCAAAGCGUCUUCUCUGACCAGGAAGCUUUCGCACAGAAAGUGAAAUCAGCCUCGUCCCUGUCCCUGCUUAUUCUCCUCUGCAGCAUGUCUCGUGCAUUCCUGCGGUUCAUAUGCCGCGGACUGCGUGGCGUCUACGCUGGCUUUGCAGCCGCGCAUUCUCUCUCCGGCGAGGCCCGUGUAGUUUAUGCCGAGAUCUGCAAGGUCAUCAGCGCCUCGCCCGUGCGGAUUGAUGUGUAUGAGAAAUUUCUGGCAGGUGUCGAUUCUGCCGUACGACACGCUUACCAAGGCGCUGGGUUUGGGGACGCCGAGCGACCAGCUCCAGAGAAGGAGCUCCUCACCAAUGCUCGAAUUCCUGCGGUGCUCGUUCCGGCGGUUGCGACCCUUCUACGGCAGACCCUUCCCUCAAUAAAGCCUGAGAUCGAUCGCAUGGGGCUCUACCUAGCUGAUUACAGCUGGCUCGGGAUCGGAUAUGACCGCAGAACAGAGCUCUAUCGACGCAGUAGAGAAGUCGACAUCUUGAAAAAGGUCCCCCUGCGGACAUCUCCCACUGACACCGCAGAUCAGAAUGGUGACAGCAACAGAGGGAAGUCUGCAAUCCCCCGACGGCGUUGCACCCGCUGCGGCGAAGUAUCUGGAGACGUCACACCGCCACGCUCGUUUCUGUGGUUUCGCCUGGUCGCUAAACUGGGCAUUCUGCGGUCUUGCCUGUGUGGGGGAAUGUGGACUUUGGAACCGGGGUCCGCGUCGGUGCCAAUGUUGGCACAUCAGCAGCACAACUCAGCUCGCACUCCCGCUGCGACUGCUGCAGUACUUCCCGGUUCUGCGUGAUUUUGCGGUAACUGAGAAAUCGACAUAUUUUGCAAUCUAAUUGACAUCUCUCAUUAACUAUGUGUGAUAUAGCCACUAAUAACUAGCGGGUGAUCUGCU